Messenger RNA from Strongylocentrotus purpuratus (purple sea urchin), 1432 nucleotides. RefSeq lists its product as uncharacterized. The record is from RefSeq and is a predicted model, not a curated record. NCBI's taxonomy places the organism in Eukaryota, Metazoa, Echinodermata, Echinoidea, Camarodonta, Strongylocentrotidae. The transcript is spliced from 11 exons. Bases 520 to 1401 code for a protein of 293 amino acids.
CAGCGAACGGCGGCUAAUUCGAGUGUUCAUAACGACAAAAAAAAACGAUCUAUGACUUGACAUUGUCAUACACACGUUUUCAAUACAUUUUAACAACUCGUAAAUAAUGGAUGAUACAGCUGAGAGGGUGCCUGAAAUUCGGAGAAUUUUGGGGGAGAUACCAAGCCCACAAAACCUGUUUGCAAGCUUCAUGAAACAGGAAGAGAGAGAAGAUGACAAUGAAGUGCAGAACCUGAAGCUCAAAUGCAGCAAAGAUGAGAAUGAAUUCACCAAGCUGAAGCAAGCACUGAUCGAGGCUGAAACCAGGUCUAAGAUGAUUGAGUUUCUCUUCAACAAACCUCUUGAAGAAUGGCCAACCAUGGACACAGCAAACAGCAAGGAGAAUUUUGACCAAGUGAAGGAGGAUCUGCGGAAUGCAAAGCAAGAAGUAGAAGAUCUGGAAGAAAAGCUGACUGAUAUGAUUGAGAGUGCACAAGAAAAGUUGGAGACAAGGAACAGAAAAAAGAAGAAGCUGACAACAUGCUGAGCACAGUGGAAGCAAAGAAAGCCAAGCUAGAGUCAUUGAAAGCCACACGUGAGCAAGCCUUGAACGGACUUGAUGGUGUCAAGAUGGAAGGCAUGGAUCUACCUGUCAAGCUUCAGGAACAGAGAGAGGCAUUGCGGACCACUGAGCUGGCUCUCCAGAGGUGUUACCUGCUACUGACGGAACACAAGAGGGCGGUCUCCAGGCUGCAGGAAAAAUGUUGCAUGGCAAGGGCUAUUCAAAAGACAUGCCAGCAAACGGUGGAUACUUUGCAACAGCAGAAAGCUGAACAGGACAGAGGAACUAACGAGAGUCGGGAAUGGUUGCAGAAGUCUCUUCAAGCACUCAAACACAUAACAGGGGUCAGGAAUAUCAGAGUUCAAGACCAAACAGUCACCCUUGACCUUAGCUGCAAUGGGUCAACCUCAGAGGUCAUGGCAGAGAUCAAGAUGACCUUCAAGUGCUCAGCUGAUGGAAAUGGAGAGAGCAAACUAAUUGCUGCUCAGCUUGGUCAAGAACUCUUAGACUGCAAUGAUGUUAUCUCUGAAGCCAUUAGCUUGAAUGAUCCAGUCCUUUUGGUUGGAGAAAUCAAACGCAGACUUAACAGCCACGCACCAGUUCUACAAGAAGUUGAGAGUUUGAGACAUCAAUAUGCUAUUGACUACGUACACGAGGAAAGGAAGCUGCAUGCCAUGCUAGGUAGUAGCGGUCAGGUCGUUUGUACGCUGACCAUUGAUAGUGGCUAUCCAACAAGCGGGAAGGCAACGCUCACUAAGAUAGAAGGAAAUGGACAUGACAAAGAUCUAGGGCAUUAUAAGCCACCCAUGGAGAAUCCAACGAUGAGUGAUUGGUUGAUGCAUCUUCAAACUCAGCUCUGAAACGCUCUGCUCAAUCAGCUCUCCACUUCAU